Messenger RNA from Plodia interpunctella (Indianmeal moth), 6384 nucleotides. RefSeq names its product cubitus interruptus (gene ci). Gene Ontology annotation, molecular function: RNA polymerase II cis-regulatory region sequence-specific DNA binding; DNA-binding transcription factor activity, RNA polymerase II-specific. Lineage: Eukaryota; Metazoa; Arthropoda; Insecta; Lepidoptera; Pyralidae. Gene Ontology annotation, cellular component: nucleus. The transcript is spliced from 20 exons. Gene Ontology annotation, biological process: regulation of transcription by RNA polymerase II. Bases 575 to 5344 code for a protein of 1589 amino acids. The record is from RefSeq and is a predicted model, not a curated record.
CUCCCGCUGUCCUAUACUCGUCCAUGCCGCGUCGGCGACGCACGUCGCCACAAACUUUUUUCUUUUCACGUUAUUUUAAUAAACAAUCGCUUACUUCUUUUUAACAAACGAAAACUGUGACUUUUGACGUUCCAAGUGCAAGUGCAGUGACUGUAUGUUGGAUUCGAAUUUUUGUAUGUGCUCCGAAAAGUUUGUUUGGCAAUAAAUUGACAAGUGAACAUGUGUUCUGUGCUGUAUUUAUUAUUAUGCGAAUGGAUUGCUACCGCUGCGAUAUAGUUUGACAUGAGAUGACCUAGCGGAUCGAGGCGGACAGUGCAUGUGGUGUGAUGAUGCAGUGAUUUGAAUGUGAUACAAAAACAAAGGAAGGAUGAGACAAGAAAACGGAAGGACGAUAAAGAUAUGCACACGGUGAUAAAAAUCUCAAAGAAAAUGACAAUGAAGAAGAAAAUGAAUAUAAUACGAUUAGAGUUGACUUGAUUAGUGGUAAAAAGAAGUCAUUGGUGAUAUUAGUGAAAUCCGUGAUCGUAUGAUUGUGAGUGGAGGACUAAGUGAUGUUACAGUGUUAGGACUUUGAAUGAUGCCUGAUCGGGAGACGGUGGGCGGGCCUGGGACUGCGGGAAGUGGUUUCUUGCCUCUUCAAUUCCCGUCGGCGUUUGCAGCCUUCCACGCUUCCACCCCUCCAGGCGCGCCGACCACAGCCAUGCACCACGCUACACAUUACCAUCAUCAUGCUCAACUGGCGGCCGCAGCAGCAGCGGCAGCGGGAGCCACGACGGAGCUGAGCUACCUCGCCGCCCUCCACCCCGCGUACCGCCCCGUGCCGUACGACCAUCCUCUUUACGGAGCCAACACCCUGAGAGGUCUAGAAUACCUGAGUGCAGCGCGGAGCCUGCAUCCUGAGCUACACGCGGGCAGUACUCUCGCCAGCCAAGACUUCCAGCUCAGUUUAGAAGGAUCUAGAAUAGCCUCACCGACUAGGCUAAGACUAUCCGGGGGCGCUAUCGGAGCCUCGGCCAAUCGCAAGCGGGCAGUGUCCUGGAGUCCUUACUCUGCCGAGUCCUUAGACCUGGCUGCCGUCAUCAGGGCAUCGCCCGCCAGCCUGGCUGUCAGGGCCCCCUCAGCCGCCUCCACAGGAAGCUAUGGACAUCUCAGUGCUGGAGCAAUAUCACCAGCGCUGUCCCUCUCGCACGCGUCGCUGGCGCAGCAGCUGCUGGCGCGAGGCGGAGUAGUGGGGGGCAGCGGAGUACUGGCGGGAGGCGUGCUGCUGGACCCCGCGCACCAGCAGGCGGCGGCUGCGGCCGCACAGCACGCCGCGCAUGCGCAUCUUGUCGCUGGCAUUCAUAGAUCUCACAUAUCGUCUCCAACGCAACUCCUGAUGGGUCCGGUCGACAUUCGACCUGGAUUGACCCUGGACGGCACCCCCCCUCACAUGCAGCCCCCCCAGCAGCCCGAGGUCACCAGCGUCAUGGAGGCCGACAGUUCGAACAUCCAGAGGAAGUCCCCUCCAAGUCUGAUGAACAGGGAGAUUCACAACAAUAAACCGUUGUCGGCAGCGGCUGAGAGUACGGUCCAUGAUGGACUGGAUUCUAAAGAUGAGCCUGGUGACUUCAUUGAGACUAAUUGUCAUUGGGUGGACUGCAAGCUAGAAUUCCCAACUCAAGACGACCUGGUCAAGCACAUCAACACAGACCACAUUCACGCCAGCAAGAAGGCGUUCGUGUGUCGCUGGGUCGGCUGCUCCAGGGAUGAGAAACCAUUUAAGGCCCAGUACAUGCUGGUGGUGCAUAUGAGGAGGCAUACUGGAGAAAAACCUCAUAAGUGUACUUUCGAAGGCUGUUGCAAAGCAUACUCCCGUUUGGAAAACCUUAAGACUCACCUGCGAAGUCACACAGGUGAAAAACCCUACACCUGCGAGUACCCUGGGUGUGCCAAGGCCUUCUCCAACGCCAGUGAUCGAGCGAAACACCAGAACAGGACUCAUAGCAAUGAGAAACCUUACGUCUGCAAAGCGCCCGGUUGCACGAAGAGAUACACAGAUCCGUCCUCGCUUCGGAAGCACGUGAAGACUGUUCACGGGGCAGAGUUCUACGCCAGUAAAAAACAUAAAGGUUGCAGCCGAGGCGACGACUCAGCAGAGUCGGGCGGAGGUGGGGCGGGAUCCUCUCCGAGGUCCGAAGAAGGGGGGGUUCCGAUUGGGGUCAGAGGUCACACGUCAUCUGCAUCGGUCAAAAGUGAGAGCCCUGCGUCUCCAUUGCCUUUGGGUCUUCAUACACCGGCUCAUCAGCUCUCGGCGCAGUGUGGUGGUGAUCUCGAUUUCGGAGGCUCUGGCAUCGGAGGCUUCAGUGAUGAAAAUGGCGCUCCGUACUUUAGGCUUGAUGGAGAGGUGGAACAAGAAGUGGUAGGCGAGGUGGGUCAACUGCCCCUGAUGCUGCGCGCCAUGGUGGCUAUAGGGUCUCCCCGUGCCCACACUCACCACACUCAUCACACUCACCACACGCCUCGCUUCGGAAACAAAAUGGCCGUCGGGAAACUAAUACCGCCCGGACCAGAUGUGGGAGGAGGUAAUUAUUAUUGUGGCGUGCCAGGUCGUACAGAGAUAGGCAACACGACGGUGGCUGUGGAGCUGAAGACACUCGCGCCUAACACCAGGCGGGACUCCGGGAUCUCCUCGGGAAGCAGUCUAUAUAGUGCCAGAUCGUCGGACAUUUCCCGCAAGAGCAGCCAGGCAUCGGUGGUGUCAGGCGCGGUGCCCGGAGCUGCACAAAGGCUGGUCACACAGCACACCGCUGUGUAUGACCAGCUGUCGCCCGACAGCAGCCGCAGAUCUAGUCAAGUGUCGUGUGUGGGGUAUGCGCCGGCGCCUUCGUCCGCGCUCGCCGCCGUGCAAGCUGUCAGGACUUCGCAAGGCAACCAGGCGGUCCUCCUCCGAGGUGUGACGUGUUCGGAGGUGCGCGCGGAGGAGCUCGCGCUGGAGCUGGAGCCGGCCGUGCAGGUCAAGGAGGAGGCGCGCCGGCUCUCCGAGCAGUCCAGCCUCAGCGACCACUACCAGCCCUACGUCUGCAAUGCUGAUGAUGUGGGCGACCCAUCAUUCCCCUUCAAAACGGAAGACGACGACACUGCGACCUACAAGGAGUCCCGCUCCAACUCCACCUCAACUGUGGUGGUCACCACCGCGCAGGUCCACCAUCCCAACCAGGAGGUCAAUCUGGAACAGGUCGCUGAAGGUGAAAUGGUGGAGAAUAAGCUGGUGAUACCAGACGAAAUGAUGCAAUAUCUUAACCAAUCAAUAUUGGGAACCGAAUCGGCAGCACCGGCCAAAGCCACCUCCACCAACCCACCGGAAUCCGUCGCGACCAAGGAUGAGGAUCACGCUACCAAAGACAGUGACAUACAAAACACAAACAAUUCCAGUGAUAAAAUCAGUAAUGUAGCAACCAGUGACGAUUCCCUACUCAAAAACCUAGGUGCCAUAGGAAGUGAUCUCAAUAUAAGUGAUAUUCCAGUCGAUUUAAGAUCGUUAGACGUUAGCAUGUCUGGCAAUAGUGGCUCUCUUUUAGCUACCAAGUCCCCGGAUGACAAGAAUCCAUUACAAGAACAGGUCAUACCUGAAAACGCAGAGAAAUGUGAACAGGAUUACAAACCGGUUACAAGUAAUGUUGCUACAAAUCCGCUUCAGUCCUUACAAACAAUGGCGUCGAACCAGACGGAGCAAUCGAAUAGAAUGAGAGUCAAUACGCUACCUCAGAAGCAAAAUUCUAUGAGUCCUAAAACUAUAAUAAUGAGUAAUCAAACAAUAAUGAGUCCGCAAGGGCUGCCACAUAGCAUGUUGAGCCCCCAAAGUCUUCCCCAUAGUGCGAUGAGCCCUCAGAGUGUAAUGAGUCCACACAACAUACCCCAUAACGUUAUGAGUCCACCCAGUGUCUACAAUGUCAUGAGUCCACAAAGCGUGAUGAGUGUAAUGUCACCUCAACACAAUGCCAUGAGUCCACAGAGUAUGCAAAGUUUAAUGAGUCCUCAAAUGCCAAAUCAGAUGAUGAUGAGCCCGAGGCACAAUAAUAUUGGCAGUCCUUUAUCUCAAAAUAUGGCCAGUCCCAUGGUCAAUAUGGCCAGUCCUAUCACGCAAAAUAUAGCUAGCCCUAUGAGCCACGGUAUGCCUAGUCCAAUGCAUCCGGGCAUGCAAAGUCCGAUGACGCAGAACGUAUCAAGUCAAAUGGUACAAAACAUUCCGAAUAUGCCCAUGAAUUCUCCUGCUGGCAAUCAAAAUAUGUUGAAUAUGAACCAAAAUCCUCAAUUGCAGGGUGUGCCACCAAGCUACAUAAAUAAUCGGCAAAAUUGCAACGCAAAGAUACCUAUUAGAAACAAUGUUCCUAACCAAUACCAAAACCAAAAUUACAAUCCAGUCCCGCCUUACCCGAUUCAACAGAAUCAAAUGCCCCAACAAAAUGUUAAUGUUCGGAAUCAAAACAUCCAGCCAAUGCAACAGUACACGAUGAUGCAGCAGUACAACCCAAAUCAGAUACCAGUCAUGCAUCAGAUGCCACAAAAUCAGAACAUGGUGUACAACAACCAGAUGAUGAACUAUCAGCAGCAUGUAAACUAUCCUAACCAAAGCAAUCAAAUGCAUCCUUUACAAAUGUCCAGAUCAUCUGGCAUGAGUGUAGACAACAGUGGUAACAUGAGUCGCGGCGCGAUGAACAGUUACUGCGACCAACAGAAUCAAAUGCAAAACCAAUACAAUCAAAAUGUACAGUACCCUCAACCACCACCUUACAACUCUGUGGUAAAUGCUGCAAACGUGAUGGGCCCCCCGCCUCCAAAGAACAAUCACCAAUACAACCAAGCCAUGAUGAAUAACAACCAAUAUUACAACCAUCAGAGGCCCUACAACCAAUGGGACUACCCCGGCAAUCAGUUUAAUAAACACAACAUGCAAAAAUCGGUACAAAACUCUGUCAACAUGUCUACUGGAAGCCAGAAACCUAACGGCACUAGAGUAUCAAUAAAUUGUAACCAAAUAGUGAAGAAUGGUGACCAGACCGACUGCAGCAUGAAUAGUUUGAGAGGUCAGAAUGAGAAUCAGGCUGACGUCCAGGUAUGGGAUAUAUCCCAGUCUCAAAUAGAAGCUACGAAUGGAAGGAAAAAGAAUCAGAAUAGCACAAUGCGGCAGGAGACGUACCAGCGGACUUUGGAGUAUGUGGAGAACUGUGAGAAUUGGAAGAGUUCGGAAAUGGUUUCGAGUAGCACCCAUCCGCCGCAAGGGGGGGACAACAUGGUUGUGAACGAUCUCCAAACAUCAUUGUCUUCGUUUUAUGAAGAAAACCAAUACCUCCAACUGAUCCAGUAAGUAGUCGUAUUAAUAGACUUAUUUCGUCGUAAGUUUUUGUAUCUUGGUGCUGAAGAUGUAAAGAUCAGGGAAGAUCAUAUUUUUGUUAUAGUUCAUUAUGUGCCAAAUCGCUUUGUUUAUAUACUAUGUAUUCAGGGUCUGUGCUAAAUUUAUCUCAAUUUCUUUUUUGAAAUGUUACUGUUUGAUGCGUAGAAGAUGUAAAACUUCUCUAAUGGAGACUGAUUAUUUUUAAAUUUAUACUAAAGAUAGUGAAUUUACAAUUUAAAGUAAUUCAGCUAAUUGUUUUGCAAAAGACACGUACAUACAUAGGUACAUACAAUCUAUUGUACAUAUUGUUAGUGUUGCUGCUAAGUCUUCCACGAGUUUUAUUAUAAGAUUAAGUAUUUAGAUACUUUUAUAUUAUAGGAAUUAUAAGUGCCUUAUGUACAUAACUGUACAUAGUGUUAAGUGUUCAAGAAUUUUGUCAACAAGGGAAUUUAUAUCAGUGCCUCAAAAUUUGUUAAAAACUUCUAUUUUAAAAAUCUGACUGUUUAAGAUCUUUGUGUAGUGUAUAACUUUUGAGAUUACUAGAUAUUAAGGAAGAAUAAUUAAAAUUGUACAAAAUCGAUUUUUUUUUCUAGAAUUUUUACAAUGUUGUUGAAAUUUUGGAAUUAGACUCCGCGUCAUGUAAAAAGUCCCUGGAAAAGACAACAGCAACGUGGUCGCGGUUUGUUAACGAUAGUUCCACAUAUUGGCGCAGGAGUUUUUUCGUGGCGCGGUCUCUAAUGUUACUUAAUUAUAAUUUUAAACGAUAGAUUAUAUAAGUGAAGCAAUAACACCUAUUUGUUACAUCGAAUCUCCUAGUAUAGAGUUUUAUGAGAUUACUAGAAUUAAGUACUUAGUUGGUUAUUUUUUAUUUAAUUAACGAUGGACGCACAAAUAAAUGUAAUAGAAAUUACUGUAUUUUGUAUUAAAUUAUUGUUUUAUACUGUUUGUACAACAUCAUUGAGACGCCUGUGACGAUAUUUUAAUAAACUAUUAAAUCUUCUUAUCAACAUGGA